AUGCGCUUCUGCCUGGAGUUCGCCAGCAAUUUGCUGUACGAGGAGCGGAUUUUGGGACGCAGAAAGUUCCGGAGCCACAUGAACCAGGCGGGAAAGGUGUUUAAAGCCAUGCGCAACCAGCUGCUCGUCAGGCUGGAGAGAAACUCCCUGAACCUGACGCUGCCCGAGAUAAACUCCAUGCGGAAUCGCUUGAAGAGCUUGUCCCUGAGCGUAGGGAACCUGCCAGGGAAGGGCGGACACCGGCGAUUUGUGGCUGACUACUACAAGGAUCUGGAGUUUGAAGGCGACGAGGAUCUCGAGACUGCCCAACUCAAGAUUUUGGAGUUUCGAACGAGCAUUGAGUUAAGCCUGCUGGACCACCCUGUAGCCCAAGACAGGCGAUACGUGAUCCACUCCUAUCCCAUAUCAAAUAAUUUUUUUGAAUCUGCCAUUGAGGAAGAUGGCAACACUCUCUACCUGUCCUACGACAUUCUAGCGGAUUCUUCCUUCGAUCCAGACGCCCAUGACAUAUUCAAGAUGAUUCCCCUGAGCUUGCUCUUUGGAAGGAGCAUGUUGGGAGGUUUAAAUAUGCAAGAAAAAUGCGAGCGGCAAGACGUCAAUCUACUCAACCUGUUCGAUGAUAACCAGAUUAUUACCGGCAAACACAUAUGUGCUAACUUGUGGGAUAAGAAAUGGGAGCAGAACUUGCGCGAAGAGUACCUCCUGGUCCUCAAUUUGGCCCACGAAGCCUACUUCGCAGAGGGCUCCAAGUUCAGUCAGAGGCAACCCAACUUCACCACAAUGUCCCUCAGGGAGUUGUUCUUCUUCAGGUUUGGCCAGAGCACCUUCGGCAAGCAUUUGUACUCCCGAAGCGAUUUCGUUAAGGGCGGUCCACCCAUCAACUCUGUGACCAUGCUGCCCGCUUUUGUUCAGACCUUUAACUGCCCGGAUAAGGGAGAGUUACUCACCCAGAAAAAUUAA
Molecule: messenger RNA, 960 nt
Organism: Drosophila biarmipes
Lineage: Eukaryota; Metazoa; Arthropoda; Insecta; Diptera; Drosophilidae
Exons: 1
Coding region: 1-960 (319 amino acids)
Source: RefSeq, a predicted model, not a curated record